GCUGUAUUGAAAGUGACCCUUGUUUCUUCUUCUUCCUUAUCUACCUUACCUUCGUCUUCUUCUGUACUCUCUCUCUUUCUUUCUUUCUCUUCUUGUUGUUGUUUUUUUUUUGAGAAAGAAAAAAAAAAGAUGGGAAAUUGUCAAGCCAUAGAUGCUGCAGCACUAGUGAUACAACACCCAUGUGGGAAAAUAGAGAGGCUUUAUUGGACUAUAAGUGCAAGUGAAGUUAUGAGAUUGAACCCUGGUCAUUAUGUGUCUUUGAUUAUACCAUUACCAAUUUCAGAUCAACACCAAGAUAAAGAAAAUCAUCAACAACAACAAACAGAAGAGAUCAAAACGGUGCGUUUUACUCGUGUUAAGUUACUUCGUCCAACAGAGACUCUUGCUCUUGGUCAUGCUUAUCGACUAGUCACUACUCAAGAGGUUAUGAAAGUUUUGAGAGCUAAGAAGUAUGCAAAAGCAAAGAAACAAGUUCAUGAAAAGUCAGAAUCUUCUGUUACUGCAGAGAAUAAUAAUAAUGAGAUGAGUUUGAGUUCUUCUAAUAAGGCCAUGAAAACAGAGAGAAGUAAACAGAGAUUGUCAUCAUCAUCAUCAUCAUCAUCAUCAUCAAAUGCAAGUGCAAUGAGAUCAAAAUCAUGGCGUCCAUCGUUACAGAGUAUUUAUGAAGCUACAAAUUAAAACUAUUAGUUAAGUUUAGUUAGCUUCAAGAACUCUUCCAUGGCCAGAGAUCUAUUACUAUUCAUCAUCAUCAUCAUCAUCAUCAAUCAUGGAAAUGAAAAUAGAAAUUUAAUAAAUUUCUAGUUUAAACAGAUCAGUAUAGGCCUUUUUCUCAAACCCCACCAUGUUCAAAGUAAAUUAAUAUAUAUAUAAUAUUAAUAAUAAUCUGUAUAGCUACAAAAUUGCUAUGAUUUAAUGCAGUAAAUUUUGUGAUUA
This is a messenger RNA of Cannabis sativa, 933 nucleotides long. RefSeq lists its product as uncharacterized. NCBI's taxonomy places the organism in Eukaryota, Viridiplantae, Streptophyta, Magnoliopsida, Rosales, Cannabaceae. The coding region runs from base 130 to 678 and encodes 182 amino acids. The record is from RefSeq and is a predicted model, not a curated record. The transcript has 3 exons.